AUGUAUUAGAAUAAUUCUGAGGUAUAUGAUCAGAAUCAUUAUAGCAUUAUGAAUUCUGUAAUAGUAACCUCGUCAUUGAAGAAAUUCCAGAGGAUAUCGAAAACUACAAAAUUGUUAACCAGGAAGCAGCUGAUGAAAAUAAAAUCAGGGUGACUCUUGUAAUGUAUAGUCUUAACUGCAAUCUUAGGUAAACAAUCAAAAACUCAAACAAGAGUUCUUAAAUGCAGAUGAUUUCUCAGCUUUUACUCAAGUUCUCGUAAUUUCCACUAUCAGUCAUAAUUCGUAAUUCGAUGAUCCUUUUUUUCACUAUAUUCUCAUGAUGACUAAGGUUAUUCGAAAAGCACUUCAAAAAAUGCUGAUACCAUCAUUCAUUAAAUCAAAAGAGGAGUUUAUUGUAUUGUUAAUCUAAUUUAGAGAUCAAAAAAAAUAACUUGUUUCAAUGUUUCUACCAAGAUAUUAAUAUAGGAUUUAUAACCUCCACUGGAUAAAUCAAAUCCACCGGAUUUAUUUAUGUCCAUAAAACUAUUAGAGACUAUAUAAUCAAGAAAAUUAUUAUUGACCAAAAAUAAGAAAGAGUUAGAUUGUUAAUGAAUUUUUUUAAAAUUGAAAAUAUAAUUAAGAUACCUUAUAUGCAUUAAGAUUACAAAAACUAAUUCUUAAAAACGAAUAAAUUUAAAAAUGAAUUCUUAAUUUUAAAUGAAGAGUAAGAAAAUCAUCAAACUUUAUAUCAAGUCUAUAGAUUAGUUGAUGACUAAAUUUAUUAUGUAAAAAGAGUAAUCAAAUCUUUUUAUAUUAUUAGAUACAUUUAAGAGCUAAUUUCAUCACUUAGUUUAUAAAUAUUUUCAAUACCAAGGAUAUUUACAUAAAUAUUGCUAAGAUUUUAGCCUCUCUUUCUCAUCCUAAUGUAAUUAGAUUAUAUGAUUGGUGGAUAGAAAUAUUGAAUUUUUAACCUUAUUUAUUUAUGCAAAUAGAAUAUUGCAUAUAUCCUAGAUAUAUAUCUUAAGCUAAAAAUUUGUUAAGUUAUUCCUAUUUUUAUAUGAACCCAAUGGCAAAUAAAUAAAAAUAGAAGCACAUUCAAGAUAUUAUUUUUUAAAUAAUUUAAGGUUUGGAAUUUCUAAAAUUAAGAAAGAUUCAUCUAAUUGAUUUAAAACCUGAAAAUAUAAUGAUAACAAUAACUGUCACUGGGAAUUUAUAAGUAAUUAUUUUAUUAAUAAAAAAUCUAGGUUGUACUUGCAGAUUUUAAUCCUUAAAUAAAUAAUCAACGAUACCAAAGUUAUUUAGAAUACACAUUUUAAGCUAUAGGAACAUUAAUUUUGCAUUUAAUUUUAACAUUUCCUGGAGAUGCUAAUCUUAGAAACAGUUAUAUAGAGCAUUUUAAAAAUUGUAAAUUAGAAGAAUCUUUUGCCCUUUUUGAUUCUUAGGCAUAAAAAGUAAAAAAUAGAAAUCGUGAGUUUUCAUUUCAACACUAUAAAAAUUUGCUUUAACUAGCUAAAUCCAUAUUUACAAAAUAAAUUUUUAAUGAUUUUAAUGAAUUGAAAUCUUUUUUUGAAAAAAUCAAUUGA
This is a messenger RNA of Paramecium sonneborni, 1562 nucleotides long. The record is from the annotation of a GenBank genome assembly. NCBI's taxonomy places the organism in Eukaryota, Ciliophora, Oligohymenophorea, Peniculida, Parameciidae.